Chenopodium quinoa (quinoa) is the source of this 1607-nucleotide messenger RNA. Its product is annotated as serine/threonine-protein phosphatase 7 long form homolog. The record is from RefSeq and is a predicted model, not a curated record. The transcript is spliced from 2 exons. NCBI's taxonomy places the organism in Eukaryota, Viridiplantae, Streptophyta, Magnoliopsida, Caryophyllales, Amaranthaceae. Bases 366 to 1220 code for a protein of 284 amino acids.
UUGAUAAUUAUUGAUGGUGAUGUGGUACAUUGUUAUUGAAAUUGUUCAUGACAUUGGUGAAGUUGAUGAUGGUGAAAAUGUUGAAGUUGUUAAUGGUUGAAAUUGGUGAGAAGAGAUGAAAUUGUUGAAAUUAUUGAAAUAGUUUAGGUUGAAAUUGUUGAAAUAAUUCAAAUUGUUCAUGAAAUUGUUGAAAUUGGUGAAGUUGUUGAAAGUGAAGUUGUUAUAGGUGAGAAGAGUCUUAUUUCAGUGUUGAUAAUUUACCUCGCUCUAGAUUUCGAUAAUCCUAAAAUGUGUUUUGGUUAUGUAGAAUAUGGCGUCACAAAAUGUAGUUUUGUUAUGCCGGUGGGGAGGAGAAAUUCUGUUUGAUGGACCCCGGGUCGAGUAUAGUGGGGGAGUGGCGUCACAAAAUGUUUGAUGCCAUGCCUCCACAUCUGCUAGACCAUCAGGCGGAGUGGCGUGCUAGGGUCCCCCUGAUCUGUUUCGAGGUUGUGGAGAGUCACCUGCCCGACCGAGUCAUGAGGCAGUUUGGACUACGCCAGACUAUCCCACAGGGGUGUGACACUAGUGUACAGCUUCACGGCAUUGAUCGUCGGGGAAAGGGGGAGACCAGCUGGGCGCUGGAGCAUUGGCGUUUCCUUCAGCUAUGGGAGCAACGGUUGGAGUUCAUCGUUGGAGGUGAUCUAAUGCAGGGGGCUAUGGAUCCCGACGAUCCGUACAUGGUGUGGUACAGGCGUAUCACACGACGCUUCAUCAACCCCAGCUACGCACCACCAUCCACACAUUACCAUCCAGCAUAUGACAUCAUUAGCGGAUAUGCGGCGGAUAUGGUGGCGAUGGUUGAUGCGCUAUCAGUCUCCCUUGAGUGCGGACCCACUAGAGCCCAGGUCGAGCAGGUGCGAGAUAUGGGCGUCGCUACCUUACGGAGAUAUGGUCACGCUCAUCUCGCCCACCGGCGGGACGGUCAUGAUGGCAACUCACAGUUCGAUCUCGGCCAGAGCAGCGGUGGAUGUGAUCCUACGUCACCCAGACACGCAGAGGAUUACAACAUCCACAGUACUGCGCCCUCUGGUACCCAGGAGGACCCCUCGUCCAGUCAGCUGACUCCCCCACCGCCCCGAGACCCAUUCACCACCGUCACUCAUUACAGGCGGCGACGUGUCAGACGGAGGGCCGACACUCAGGAGGCAGGACCUUUACCCCGAAUAAAUGAGUCGGGCUAGUAUUAUCUGUUGUAUUCCCUGUUAUUUUGUGUAAUGAUGUACAUAACACUUAUGAAAUUAAUAUAAUAAAUCUUUUUUGAAUGACUCCGUGUGUGCUUUGAAGUUAAUUUGGUGGUUGGACUGUUGUUGGGCUGUUUCGAGUUUUCUGCAGUGCUUAAAGUUGACGGAACUCCCAGAAUAUGGUGGUGGUACGUGGUGGGGAGUGGCGGAGUUGGUGGUCGACGGUGGUGGGGUAGGGCUGUGGAGCUGGCUGUUGUGGUGGCUGUUGGAGGACUGCAGCAUGCAAGCUGUUUGCUGAAGCUUGUUUUCUGCCUGGAUGCUGGUUGCUGUUUCCAGCAGAAAAGCGCUGUCUGAGACAGCGCUUUAUGUUCAAGCAUAAAGCGCUGU